AUGAAUGAAUGAACAUAAUAAAUGUUGGGGCGAACAGGCGGCGAUAUAGGAAACAUGGAAUCUAGUCCGCGUCAGCAUGAACUUGAAGCAAUUCAAUAACACAAGAUCCGCACGCCAAUUCAAUCUCCAUUAAUACUGGAGAUUGAAAUAAUAGGAUUUCUCAAUCCCAGAUUGUUUUUUUUCCAUUUCUGAAUACCCGAUUUAAAGUCUUUUCUUUUCUUAUUUAUUCAAUUCAUUCAUACAUUCUUGACAUUGGGACUGAAUAAUUUGUGCUGCGGCAGACCAGGUUUGAAUUUGUUUUUUUUCCUUGCUUGAUCUUUCUCUUGCAUGCAGGAAAUUCGGAUUUUGUUUCUUGAGCUUGAUGAUGAAGAUGUCUUUGCUCAUUUUAUAUACAUAUUCCUUCCACUGCUGAGUUGGUUAAUUAGAAUUUACUAAUAUUUUGAGAGAAUAAGUUUGUUGAAAAGGUUGAAUUUUUGUGACAACUCAAAAUAGCGGAGAGGGCAAUAUCCUUGCCAUUUUUAUUCAAUCCAUGUUUUCUCUUAAAUUUGGUUUUGUGGUGGUCAACCAGUGCCAACUUUGUGUUAAAUUAAAGAUGGAUUCUGAUUAAUUGAACAAUUUACAAUAUUUUUGGAGUUGCUGUGUUCAUCUAAAGUGGGAAUAAGUCCCUAUUCCUGUAAAAUUUCCAUUGAUUUGAAUAUUGGAUGCAGUUUUUAUUUGCAGCACUUGGCAUAAUCACGGGGUUAUGAUAGAAUCGUCUGAAUCUUAAAAGAGAGAUCUGUAGCAAAAUGAGGACUCUUAUUCGGGCCGCGAGGAUAUCUAGGCCAGCUUUCAGGGCUAGAGGAAACAUCAUAUAUGAGGACUCGUCUAGAAGAAGAGAUGUUUGGUUCAGAAUGGAUCACCGCUCUAUAUAUAGCAUGUCCCGUAGUAUAGAUGAAUUAUGUCAAAGUAGAUAUAAACUCAUGGUCCAUAGAGCUACUUUAUCGACUGAUGUAGCUACAUUGACUAACGGAGAACUAAAUGGAGGAGGGCCUCUGCUAGAAUACAAGCGUAGGAUAGCCGCUGGUGAACUUUUGGAUGGAGAUGCCUGCCAGCUAAAUACCCUGGCGGAGCUUCAAAGACUGUACAAUGAGCUUGUUGAAAAAGCAGAAGCUUGCCUAUUGGAUCGUUAUGCUACUUCUGAGAAAGCUGGGAGGAGUAGGUGGCUGUGGUCACGUUUUACACCCCAGUCUUCAGAAGCACCCGUGAGAGGACUUUAUCUAUAUGGAGGAGUGGGAACUGGAAAGACUAUGCUGAUGGACUUAUUUUUUAAUCAGCUUCCUUCCAACUGGAGGAAGAAGAGGAUCCAUUUCCAUGACUUCAUGCUAAACGUUCACAGCCGCCUACAAAAGCACAAGGGAGUGUCAAAUCCUUUAGAAGUUGUUGCUGGAGAGAUAUCUGAUGAAGCAAUCUUGCUAUGCCUUGAUGAAUUCAUGGUGAAUGAUGUUGCUGAUGCUUUAAUUCUCAAUCGUUUAUUUGGACAUUUAUUUAGCAAUGGAGUUGUUCUCGUUGCUACUUCAAACCGAGCUCCGGAUAACCUCUACGAAGGGGGGCUGCAGAGGGAUCUGUUUCUUCCAUUCAUUGCUACUUUAAAGGAAAGGUGUGUAGCUCAUCAAAUCGGUUCCUCCAUUGACUACCGGAGAAUAUCAUUGGCAGAGGAAGGUUUCUACUUCGUCGGUAAGCAUUUGUCAGGCCUUCUCAAGAAAAAGUUUCAUCAAUUAAUUGAUGAACAGACAGCUUCUCCACAAGAGGUGGAAGUUGUCAUGGGGAGAAAAUUACAGGUGCCACUGGGUGCCAACGGCUGUGCUCUCUUCCCUUUUGAGGAAUUAUGCGACAGGCCUCUUGGGGCCGCAGACUAUUUUGGGCUGUUUAAUAAAUUCCAUACACUUGCACUCGAUGGCGUGCCAAUUUUCGGGCUCUCCAAUAGGACUGCAGCGUAUCGGUUUGUCACUUUAGUUGAUGUUAUGUAUGAGAAGAGAGCUAGACUAUUAUGCACUGCUGAGGGGACUCCAUUUCAACUUUUCGAACGGAUUGUAACAAUAGCUGAUGCUCAACAAUUGGCACCGAGGACCUCUUCAAGAUCGAGGAAAUCCGAUGACUCUGACAUUUGUGUGGACAACGAGUUAGGUUUUGCUAAAGAUCGCACCAUUAGUAGGUUAACAGAGAUGAAUAGCAGAGGGUACUUGGAGCAACAUGCGGAAGCCUUGAUAGAUGGAUAGAUCUACGAGGAGCUUAUUUUACUCGAAUUGAGAUAUCGGCUCGGCCAUCAUGCCAUCUUUUGAACUAAUCUGCUAACCUUUCAAAUUAGCCCAAAACAAGCAAGAAUAAAGUUGACUGAGUAUGCAGACAUGGUGAAGUUGAAACAAGAUUUCCUGUGGCUUUGCCUUUUCUUAGGAUUACUGGCUGUAAUCUAACUGAAGUGGUUUAUGGAAUAGGUAGUUGUCAGUUGCCUUGUUCAGACAUAUUGAGGCUGCAAAUGUUUGGUUUUAUAAAAACUUUAAUGUGUUCACCAAGAUUGUCGGCAAAAUAUUGUUGAUGCUUUAUUUUGUUCUUGAUAUGCAAAUAGGAACAAUUGUUCA
Molecule: messenger RNA, 2615 nt
Organism: Salvia splendens (bonfire salvia)
Lineage: Eukaryota; Viridiplantae; Streptophyta; Magnoliopsida; Lamiales; Lamiaceae
Product: AFG1-like ATPase
Exons: 14
Coding region: 786-2255 (489 amino acids)
Cellular component (GO): mitochondrion; cytoplasm; chloroplast
Molecular function (GO): ATP binding; ATP hydrolysis activity
Source: RefSeq, a predicted model, not a curated record